UAACGGCGGAUGUCGGUCUGGUGAGAUUCGAAAAUGUGCCUCCUCAUGCGUGGGUGGAGACAAAAUUGUAGAAAUCCACUAUAAUUCGAAUUGGUUCAUAUUGAGGGAGAACAGACUGGAACCUUUCAGUUCGUCUGCCAACCGCUUGAUUUGAACGUAAUUUUUCUAUACGUGAAGAGUCAACAAUAACACCAUGGAAGAACUCCCUCCAGAACAAAUUGCUGUCCUCCGUAAAGCUUUCGAAGCUUUCGAUAACCAAAAAUCUGGCAGCAUUUCCUGUGAUAUGGUUGCUGACAUUCUGCGCCUCAUGGGUCAACCCUUUGACAAGAAAAUUCUAGAAGAGCUCAUUGAAGAAGUAGAUGCUGAUAAGUCUGGAAGGUUGGAAUUUGAAGAAUUCGUCACUUUAGCAGCCAAAUUCAUCGUGGAAGAAGAUGAUGAAGCAAUGCAAAAGGAACUUAAGGAAGCAUUCAGGCUCUAUGAUAAAGAAGGAAAUGGAUACAUCCCGACUACUUGUUUGAAAGAAAUUUUGAGAGAACUUGAUGAUCAGCUUACAGACAGAGAAUUACAGCUGAUGAUUGAAGAAAUUGACACUGAUGGAUCAGGUACCGUUGAUUUUGAUGAAUUCAUGGAAAUGAUGACGGGAGAAGUCUAAGCUGCUAUUUUUUACGUAUAUUUCAGUACCUUGAAUCUUGUUAAGUUUCAAACAGCCAAAUUAUAUUUAUGUAUGUUAAAUAUUUAUAUCCUAUUUAUUUAUGAAAAUAAAGAAUAGAAUUUA
This is a messenger RNA of Harmonia axyridis, 775 nucleotides long. RefSeq names its product troponin C (gene TpnC73F). NCBI's taxonomy places the organism in Eukaryota, Metazoa, Arthropoda, Insecta, Coleoptera, Coccinellidae. The record is from RefSeq and is a predicted model, not a curated record. Gene Ontology annotation, molecular function: calcium ion binding; enzyme regulator activity. Bases 194 to 652 code for a protein of 152 amino acids. The transcript is spliced from 6 exons.